AUGGAUUCCCGGCAACUAUCCACCGCGGAGGCUGCAGCCGCCCAGCUUCAUAUCGUCAGCCUGGGAAGUUCAUUUGCCGCUGGUCCUGGAAUACACCUCCAAGAAGACCCUUGUGCUGCCCGACGAUCUACAAAGAAUUAUCCCCAUCUCCUGGCAGCCUCUUUGAAUGCCAAGCUCACUGAUUUGACCGCAUCGGGGUCAACUUUGCUCAACAUCACCACGGAGCCACAAUCUGCCCCAUUCUCCAAAGCCACAUUCGCACCACAAAUUUCAAAGAUACCAUCCGACGUGAAUAUCAUCACUAUAACUGCCGGUGGAAACGACUUGGGUUAUAUCGGUGGCAUUUUUAAAGACGCCUGGGAUAAUUCGUUACUGGGGAAAACAAUCAACCUGUUCAUACAUGCCGUCCGAAAGAUCGCUUCGGCCUUUGGGUCCUCCAAGAGUGAAUCAGUAGCGAACUUGUCGCCAGACGGGCUAGUCACCCGACUGGGUUCCGUUGUUGAUGAGAUACACGAGCGAUUUCCUGAAGCCCGUAUAUUCCUAGUUGAAUAUCUCGCUGUUUUCGGCCCGGCGACCAAGCCCAAAGUGGAUGUUGGGUUGAGCCAGGAAAGAAUCGAUCAUCACCGCAAUGCCGCUUCUGCACUUCAAUCAGCAUACGAAAUAAUCGCCUUGACUCGCUCUGAAUGGUGUACGAGGGUACCAAUGCAUACGAUCAGUCAAACACAUGCUCUGGGUAGCGAGGAGCCUUGGGUAGAAGGGUUCAGCAUGCAGUUGUUGUUCCAACGCGGUCCCAUGUUCCAUCCGAAUCUGAGGGGAAUGGAAUCUGUGGCAAGUCAUCUACUUGAUUUGAUAAAAAAGAAGAAUUGA
Molecule: messenger RNA, 867 nt
Organism: Penicillium cataractarum
Lineage: Eukaryota; Fungi; Ascomycota; Eurotiomycetes; Eurotiales; Aspergillaceae
Product: SGNH/GDSL hydrolase family protein
Exons: 1
Coding region: 1-867 (288 amino acids)
Molecular function (GO): hydrolase activity, acting on ester bonds
Source: RefSeq, a predicted model, not a curated record